Molecule: messenger RNA, 4275 nt
Organism: Prorocentrum cordatum
Lineage: Eukaryota; Dinophyceae; Prorocentrales; Prorocentraceae
Source: the annotation of a GenBank genome assembly
AUGGCUGCGCCAGAUGAUCGCAGCCAGAUGACCGAAUUCCAGGCGGGAGACCUCGGCAGCGAGGUGCUCCGGAGAUCCUCCUCCUCGCGCAUCCGGACGAGCGUUUUCCAGGUGGGGGACCUCGUCCAGAAUCUGUCGGUGAUCACCGUGCGCAGAGGCGAGAGCCUGGACAGCGAGAUCCUCGAGGAGGACCUGGAGAGCGGGACGUUGAUGAAGGUGUUGGAAUUGGGCGUGGGCCGCCGCCUGCACAUCGUCACCGCCGACGGCGAGCUGAGCGGCUGGGUCAGCACCGAGACCGCGAAGAAGAAACCCCUCCUCGAGCCAGCCCCCGCCGCGCCCUCUGGCGCCCGCGCCGCCCCGGCGGCGGGAGGCCCCCUGGCUCGGCCGGCCUGCAUGAAAGGCGGGCCGCCCUCGCUGUGGGCCACGCUGGUGACCGCCUGGAGUGCGAGUCUGGGCGCUUGCUGGUUCUGGGGCUGGACUCAAGCCCCCUGGGCUCCUUUCGUGGUGCCGCCCUCCUUCUCCGGUUGCGGCGCGGAAGAGACCUGCCACUGUUCCUGCGACCAGGAGCUGCGGCGCACCAUCGACUUCCAGGCGGCGCUGCGGUGCCUGUUGCUCGCAGGGUUGCUGGUGCUCGGCCUUGCGACGCCGACGGCGGGCGCCCUGGGCUUCUUCGCGGGAGCUUGCAGGCGCUGCCGGCGCGGCUCGCCUGAGCGCGCGGCUGGUCCUCAGAUCCUCGUGCGGAAUGAGAACGGCCCGCGCGGCUUCGACUGGCACCAUCGCGUGCUGCUCUUCAGGGCGAGCGAGGACAUCUGGAUCUGCCUCACCCCAGAUCACGAUCUGGUUCGGGUCAAGUUGCUGGACACACGCCAUGAGGUCAUCGACUCGGCGAUCAUGGACGACGACAACCGCGGCAUGGGCUUCGACCAGAAGGGCGUGGCGGUGCUGGAUGGCGAGGAGUUCUUCGUGCAGAAGAUCGCGGCCAGCAGCCUGCCUGACUUCAAGCGCGAGGCUCGCGCGGACUUCGGCGACCUGCGCACCCUGGGAGUCGACUUGUCGAUGUUGACCUCCGCCGAGCUCCUGGUGCGCUGGACGAAACAGACGAAGAUCGCUGUCGAGCGCAACCCGCGUCAUCCCGACUACAGCGGCCUGGACAUCGUGAUCUCAGCUCCCGUCAAUGCAGUUGUACGGGCGACGACGUCGAAGCCCAACACCUGGGUCACUGACCGCCUCAAGGAUCUGGAAGCAGCGUCGGAGGCAUCCGGCCACGCGAUCAACGGCAUGGACGCGGCGCGGCGGGCUGAGGCAUAUGGGGCGCGCCCGACUGACUUCACAGAGGAGUCGCCCCUCGCGGAGGUUCUCGAUUCUAGAGACCACUAUGGCAUGGAGCCCAAGAACUUGGCCAGCUUCGACUUCCACAGGGUCAAGAUCCUGCGCCGGGACCCCGACCUUCGGAAGCGGCUGCGCCAGCGCUCGAGCCAGCAGGGCCUGUUGACCCGGCGCCCGCUGCAGAAGGGGCACGCGGGCAUCUUCGCGGUCAAGAAGGAUGGGCCCCAGAGACUCAUCAUGGACGCCCAGGCGGCGAACAGGGCACGCCGUCUUCCGCCUCCUAUUCGUUCGGGGUCAUCGCGCUGCAUGGCGGACCUGGACCUCUCCGACCCCCGCUUGAGGGCCUCCGGCUUCGGCGGCCUGAGCUCGGGACCCCCGGCCAGCCCGACUGGGCUAAAGGGCGACGUCGGGGACUGCGUCUACAAUUUUACGGUCCCCGAGCUGGCCUCCCGGUUCGGCUUCGAGGACCGCUUCGACGCGGAGGAGUUGGAGAGCACGGGCUGCCUGCCCGCGACCAUCUGGGACGACGCCAAGGGCGUGGAGACCACGGCCGUCGCCCAUCGGGUGGAGAAGACGCUCGACGACGGCCAGGACCAUAUCAUGAAGGAGAUGCAGCCCGCCCCCACCCUGAGGCCAGGCAAGUGCGCGGCUGGCGCGCACGUUGACAACUUGCACGGGCAUUUUCUCCAGCGUUGGCUCGGGCACGUCGCGAACCUGAACCAGCUCUCCCCCGAGACCACGCCCGCCUCGAGCGCCUGCUACCGCUCCAUUGAUGAGGCGCUGGAGAAGCCGAAGCGGACGCGGCCGUCCGCGAAGUCGGAGAUCCGUUGCGCGAUGAACCUUCUCUUCUUGAUGGAGGCCGACCUCAGCGCCAAGUACUCGGACCAGGAGAUCCGCGAGGCGCGGAGGUGGCGGGAGCGCUGGCGGUACCGGGACGUGCCGCUGAUCGAGGGCCAGGCGUGCGAGGGGCUCGGCUACGUGCGGGCCGACGCGCCGGGCUUGGUCGCCGGGCCGCUGACCGCCUUCGGCAAGGCCCUGGCCAGGCGGAAGCGCGCGCCAGGGGUCCCCGCGCUGGCUGACGGCUGGACUGAUCGGCGCCGCCGCCAUUUGGUGUCGGCCGAGCGCUGGCGCUGGCAGGACGAGCACAUCGACCUGAAGGAGGCGCGCGCGGCCCUGACGGGGCUGCGGAGGCGCUGCCGAUCCGUCAAGCUGCUGAGCUCGAAACUGCUGACGCUGAGCGACAGCCGAGUCACCGUGGGGGCCUUCGAGAAGGGCCGCUCUAGCGCUGGUCUACAGGCCGCGCUCCCUUGGGCGGGCAGCCCGAGCGCUCCGGGGUUUGACCCGCGCGAGUUCCGCCAUGGGCUCCUCCGAGCGGCCAGCCGCGAGCCGCAGGCUGGAGGAUGGGCGCUACGCAACCAGGUCAGCGAGCGCCGCCCCUGUGACUUCCAGGCGGCUGACGCCAUCCUCGACGGGAACCCCUUCGCCCAGUUCGGCCAGGACGACCGUCCGCGACGCUGGCUGGCCCACCAGGACUGGCAGACAGCGGCCGCCGGGGAGGGGCGCGACUCGCUGGUCACGGCGACGGUCUCGAACGCGACCCUCCAGAGGUACGCGGCAGCCGUGCACGAGUUCGAGGUCUACGCCGAGUCGAAGAAGCUCGACCUGCAGCUCCUGCGGCUCAAGACGACGGGCAGGGUGGACUUGCCGAAGGCGCUGGCCUCGCUGAAGGGUUGGGCGAAACGCUCGCCAGGCCGCAUGCGCCUUCCCUUGCCCGACAUCAUCGUCGACGACACAGCGGUGGACCUGAUCGAGCACGACCGGCCGAUGAUGGCCGCCGCGGCGUCGCUGCAGACGGACACGUACACCCGACCCUCAGGGGUGGUCGAGCUCCGCCAGGGUCAGAUCCUGCCGCCCGCGCCAGCCGCGAGGCUUGGCGCGCACUUUGGCAUCGUCAUCGCGCCUUCGGAGUGGUACAAGGUAACCAAGACGGGAGGUCAGGACAGCCUCCUGGUCGGCGACGCGGCUCGCCCCUGGCUGACAAACGUCCUGUGGAUCCUUCGCCAGCCCAAGGCCGCCGACUCCCAAAGGCUCUUCACUUUCUCUUUGUCAUUGCUUGAUCGGGAGAUCAAAAAGGCCGCCGACCGCCUGGGCUACUCGCCCCUAGGAGUGUGCCCGCACGUUUUUCGCCACCCUGGUGCCUCCAACGACAAAGCACACGGAAGACGGACCUUGAAGGAGGUCCAGAAGCGCGGCCGUUGGGCAUCGUCUGCUUCGGUGGCCCGCUACGAGAAGAGCGCGGUCAUCCUCCAGCAGCUGCGAAAAGUGACGCAGGAGAAGAAGACGCGCGCGGAGGACCCGAGACUCUUGCGCGCCAGGGCGGAGCUGGACAAGGCGCGGGGCGCGGCCAGGCAGCUGGAGAGCAAGGCCAAGUCCGCGCAGGAGAUCUCGCGCAGGGACAGCGCGGAGCUGGCCAGGGCGCGGGCGCAGCUGCACAACGCGACGGCCCAGGCGCGGGCCGCAGCCCAGCACGCCGCCAGCGCGAGGCGGCGGGCCGAGGCCCUGGAGCGCGGCGCGCGCGAGGGGUGGCCCUGGGCCCGCGCGCAGCCCGGGGUUGCCGCGCUGGCCGGAGCUCUGGGGGCCGCGGGCGUGUUCGGCCCAGACGCGUUCGUGAGCCGCUACGCGAAGGCGGCCGGCGUCGGGGCCGGCAGCCUGCUCGUGAGCGCCAGCCUCGCCUUCGCGCUGGCCGGCGCGGGGGGCGGCUCGUACGCGGCGGCGGUGGCGGAGACGGCGGCCGGGCAGGCGCCGUGGGCGGCCUCCGCUGCGCUGGCGCUGCUGGGCCUCCUGGGAGCCCUGCGCUGGUUGACGGGCUUCGAGUGCCGGCUCGUGCGGGUGGACACGCUCGUCGUCUCCUCCGAGACCGGGGAGGUGCAGGCCACGCUCGGGUUGUAG